GUGGGCAUGUCAGUGCUGGCAACAAAGCUGUUAUGUACAAGUGCUGAUGUCGUUACUAAGUUACUGGCUUGAAACACACUUCUGACCAUUUAUAUAGAGUUCUGAAGACACCAUAUUUUUUGAAUGAUGUUUGAUUCAAGAAGUGUAUUUUGUAAAUCAGAUUAACUAGAGCUAUGAUUCAACUUUAUCCAAAUAAAUAUGAAACCCAACAGGACAUGUCCUCAGUUCGAGAAAAGUGAAACUCAAGAGGAAGAUUGUUAUGGUGAGUGCUGCAGCUGUAGAUGUUGCACUAGAAGAGCUGCAUGUAUCUCUGGGAUCCUUUUGUCUUGUAUGAUCUUUAGUGCAGUGGUGCUAGUCUUGGUUUUUGCCAUCCCUGAGCCACCUCCAAUAAAUCGAGAUUGUAGGACGCCACAAAAUGGGUCCGGAUUUUUGUGUGAUGACAGAGUAACCUGCAUCCCACCUUCUGACCUCUGUAACGGAGCUCCCAACUGUCCCAGUGGAACAGAUGAGGACAAGCUCAUAUGUAGUAAGCUUCAUUCUAUUUUAACAACAGAGGCAUGUGAAAAUCCAUACAUACUGUAUACUACUAUAAAUUCAAUGUUCAGUGUUUCACAAUGGAUUCAUGCAAAGCGGGCCAUUUUUAUUUUAGAUGAUCUACCAAACAACCUUCCAAGUAACAUUAUCUUACGUUGUGGCAAUCCACGCUUUUGGAUCUUCAUUGACAAAAAAUGUAACUUUAUUAAUGAUUGUGGAGACUGCUCGGAUGAAACUGGAAUUUACACAAGCUGCCCUUCCUGUGGAGCAGAGUGGUGGGCCUGCAUCCCUGUGCUCUUUCAAUACUGUGAGUGUAUACCCCAAAGUCUUUGUCGGGAUGGUAGACAGCACUGUUUUGACUGGUCUGAUGAAUACAUCUGCAUCAAAGACUAAAAUACAGACAUUCCUCAAAAUGCAUUGUCCUGUGUACAAGUCAGAAUGUGUAUUUUCCAUUUUACCAUUUUCACUGUUGUGUAUGAAAAAAAUUCUUGUGUCUUAGACACAACUUAGAUUCAUAUUGCACUUUGUCCAUUUUCAAGUGAAGUAUUUUGUAUAAACAUGCCCAUGUUUGGCUGCCAAUGAAUGAGGCAAUGACAGAUAAUAGUACAAAAGUUCAAAUGAACUGUUUUUUUUAUUUUUUUUAUUUACAAGAAUCAAAAUAAAAGCAUUUCAGAGUCACUUCCCUCA
Molecule: messenger RNA, 1221 nt
Organism: Myxocyprinus asiaticus (Chinese sucker)
Lineage: Eukaryota; Metazoa; Chordata; Actinopteri; Cypriniformes; Catostomidae
Product: low-density lipoprotein receptor class A domain-containing protein 1-like
Exons: 5
Coding region: 199-927 (242 amino acids)
Molecular function (GO): protein binding
Source: RefSeq, a predicted model, not a curated record